Messenger RNA from Antechinus flavipes (yellow-footed antechinus), 4310 nucleotides. It is a transcript of the gene FAM163A, whose product is annotated as family with sequence similarity 163 member A. NCBI's taxonomy places the organism in Eukaryota, Metazoa, Chordata, Mammalia, Dasyuromorphia, Dasyuridae. The transcript has 3 exons. Bases 699 to 1184 code for a protein of 161 amino acids. The record is from RefSeq and is a predicted model, not a curated record.
GGAUUUGACUAGUUUUUAUCUUUGCUUAGUAUUCUAAUUCUAGUGUACGGUGUAUGUUGGCCAUAGAGUGACACAAGAUAUAACCUCUGCAGAUACUCCCAACACUGCAUACCCAGCAUGCAACACAGACUACUGUGUGUACCUAAAUGAGACAUUGUAGGCAUCCUACCUUUACUGCUUCCGCUCAUUCCCUCUCCUCACCACCAUGCAUCAAUCAGACUGACUGUAGCCUCCUUCUCAAAAUCUUACUCCACUAAAUACCCACUAAAACUAUCAGUCAUUCAGCUGUCACUGGCUUCAGCUAUUUGAAUGAAAGUUACAGGGCAACCUCUGAACAGCCACCCAUCGUAGGCACUAUAUGCCCUGAUUUUGCUGCCCACCCCCUCCCAUGAGUUCCUAUCAUACAAAUAAUACAUCAGUCAGACAAUAAGCCAAUAAACAUUUAUUAAGCACUUACUAUGAGCCAGACAAUGUGCUAAGCACUGGGAUUUUUGUGGUGUAUGGUCCUCUCAAUUCAGCUUGUCUUCCCAAAUCCACAGACUCACAAAAACAUUCUUUUUUUCUAGGCUACUAGCUUCCCAUAGAUCUUAACUCCUGCUGCUCCCAGACACAUGAAGAAAAGCACAAAAAGGACAGUUUAUCCCUUAAGCCACCAGAAAACCUGCCUCCUGCUCAGAGUUUGAUGGAGAAUCGUUCGGAUGACAGCGGGAACAGUUGUAAUCACUGGCGGAAUCCUAGCAACUGUGAUCUUACUCUGCAUCAUUGCUGUCCUGUGCUACUGUCGGCUCCAGUAUUACUGCUGUAAGAAAGAUGACUCUGAUGAUGAAGAAGAGGAAGAAGGACACGAUCUCUCUGCUCCAUCAAGAUUUUCCACCUGCAAUUCCUGCAACAGCCAAGUCCUGGAUGGACAAGGUGACCUGGCACUCCCCAGUGAGCCCCCUGACCAGCAUCGAGGUGCUCAGAGCCACUGCCCCAGUUGUGCCCCUUACAGCUCCCCCUUUUACAUACGGACAGCUGACAUGGUCCCCAAUGGUGGGGAGAGGCUCACAUACACUCCCACCUGCUACAAGGAGUUGGGGCCCCCACCCCUCAAAAUGUCAUCGCUCCAGAGUUUCCCGGUGACCCGGGCAGGCCUUGGACGUGAGGCCUUUACUAAUCCAAGGGCUAUUAGUACAGAAGUAUAACCCUACCCACCCACCUUCCCCUACUGCCCCAUUUGGAGCAGAGCAGGGCAGUGAAAAGCCCCUGCCCCAUGGAUGGUCUGUUUUCAUAGGUUUUCUUGCUACAAAAUCUAAGGUUCUCUGGGAUGUGCUAAUGGGUGAUCAGGUAACACAUGUGAUAACGACACUCGGUCAUCUGACUACUGAGAGGAUGUUGCAGCAGGAAGGGAGAGGGGGGAAGGUAGACCCCUUCAUCUGAUGGGGAACAUUUGCAGCUCACUACAACUUUAACUACACUCGUAUCAACCAGUGGGGUUUCUUCCCCAGGGCUUUGUGCAAAACAAAUACCCCCAUGGCUACCCCCCACCUCUCACUAAGACUGCAGAAUCCAGAGUAAGGGCAUUCCCGGGUAAGUUGUGGCAAGACCCUGGAGCCCUCAACCAAGUCCUUGUUAGAAGAACUGAGCAAACUCAGAAAAUGGGGGCUAAGGAAUUCUGAGACCUUGGAUCUGGCAGGGGACGAGGAGGGGAAGAUACACUUUCUGGCAGAAACAAAGAUAAACAUUAUGUAUAGUUUGAUCAUUUUGUAAUCCUGGUAUUGUAAUAGUUGCGAUGACUGAGUUCUUCUAGCACUUAGAGUUGACUAAGAAGCCCUGUGACUAAUUCCUUUAUAUCAACCACAUGAUGUCACACACAAAUAAACUAUUCCUACACUUCCCCAGGGGCAACAGGGCAACUGAUGCCAUUGACCUCAUUGUGGGAGAGAUACUUUCAGAGAGGAUUGGAUCGUGCUGAUUUUUAAUAAUAAAAAUAAAACAAACCCUGCCUUGAUUUGGAGAUUUAGUGAUGGCAGGGUUUUAUUAAAAGGCUGAAAUAUGUCCUAGAACAUACAGGAUUUUUUUUUCUUUUUGGUCGCUGCACACAGAAGCCUUAGAGACUUGCUAUCCCUUGUGGUGAAUUAACAUACCUUUCUACCUUUUUUUAUAUGUCUCUGUUGUCUCAGUGCCUACCUGCCACCUUCCUGGGUCUGUUUCUACCUGUCGGGAUGUGUGUCUGUCUGCCUUUUUCUGUAAAUGCUCAUAUCAGUCUCCCUGUCAGUUUUCUCUCUCUUUGCUCUCUGCCUGUGUAUAUGUAUGUGUGUGUGUGUGUGUAGCUAUUGCCUCCUUCCAUCUCUCUCCUCCUUUCUUUCCAUUUCUUCCAUUUAGUUCCGUUCAGAAUUUAACUGGCUUUAAAAAACGAAACUUUGGCUGAUUUUCCACUUCAAUUGUCCAUUGAAAAGGAUGGACACAUAAGGAUGGCCCCCCUAUAUGCACACCAGUCACCAAAAGGUAAAAAAUUAUCUGACAUAUCUCCUUCAAGAUGUCAUCAUGUGCACAGAGAUAAUCUCACAGUCUUAAACAUACAAUUUCCAGUUAGCCUUUGAGUUGAGUGAUGGAGGCAGAUCAAUCCCCACUGUGAUAGCACAACUGAGGAAUAAGCCAUGUGUCCUGCAAUCCUGGCAGCUGUCACCACUCACCAAGCUUUUACCCACAUUUGCCAAGAAGGAAAGAGCCGUUGACAGGCCCCUGAGACAAACACCACACAUUGCAAAACCCUCCAAUGACAUCGAUUCACUGAGCAGUUGGACUUCACUGCUUAACCAGCAGUCACAAUCCUCCUCUCUUUGCAACGUGACCCUUUGUUCUUGUCCCACUGAGGCCCGAAGGCCAGGUCCCCAGAUUGGCUCAACACUUGUCAGUGGGCUUGUGUUUUUUGGAGCAGAUGCCCUUGAGAAAUUUUGUAGACACCUUAGGAAUAAGGAGUGACAAAGGUCCCUACUGUGUAGUUUAUCAGCUCAGCUCAAUUUGUACUUUUAUUGAACGCCCACAUUUUAUGCUCCCAGCCCCACAUCUGUGGGUGUAAGUAAAUAAAUCCCAAUUCACCCAAUCCAUGUAUUAUCAAAAGUGGAAAGCAGUGCCCAGUGCUGUCAACUGAGUAAUAAGAAACAUGACAGAGACUACCUGACAUCCUUCUGCCAUGGGACACAAAUACUGAAGAGGAGGGCUUAGGAAGGAGAGCAUCCCCUCUCUGAGGGAGACAUCUUUAUUUUGUCAUUGUAAAGGGAUAAGCUUUUCUUCUCUGAAAUUCUUCCUUGGCACGUGAUAAGUAUUUUCAGAUUAAUUGACAUUUCUUAUUAAUUGUGCUGAUUGGCACAAUCAACUGACCCCUGUAUUGUUUGGGGACAGAAAAUGAUAAAUCUGGCAAGAUCCUUAAUUCCUAAGUGAAAUAGAAAUGGUCUGACUUUCCUGCUAAUUAUAGAUAAUUGUGUUCUUCACUUUAAUUCUGAAGCAUCUUUCUCUGGGAGUCUCCACAUCUAGUCUGUCCCUGGUGUGAACCCAGCGAAGGUAGGUAGCUUUAAGAGACACCAUCCAGCUCAUCACUCCUUUAGGGUUCUUUGAUAUCAGUCAGUGGGCUGAUCAGUACCCGGAUGAACAGCAUCCAACAAGUACCAGGGACUUGUUUAUCCUAUAGUUCUGUCCUCCUAACUGCCAGUCAAGGAGUUCCUCUUGGUUUCUUUCUUGCCUUUGAGGGAAAAAAUCCCAGAUGAUGCACCUAUAACAUGACAUUAUAUAAACCUAUGGAACUAUACCUUGCCCCUUCCCACCUCCAAAACUGGGACCUUCUCUUGGUCAUAAACCAGUAAGUGCUAAUUUGUUCCUUUUUUUAGCCUCCAGCAGCCCAUAAUCUAAGUUUGGGAAAUGGAGAAAGUUCUUAGGUUUCUUGGGUCUCUCCCAUAUAUGUCCCGGCCCACCCUCACCUCUGGGAAUUCCUGCCCUGCCCUCAUCUCUCAGAGCAUCUCCCCACUGCCCACACUCAACUUGCUAAAAAGCUGGGAUCAUCUUGGCGAGGUGGGGAUGAACUGCAGCAAUGGAUAAGGAUUCCACUCAAGCUCUCUGCAGAUUUGGCUUUUGUGGGUGGUUGUUUUUUUUCAUACUUUUUAAGCCACAUCCUAAAUGACUAGAAGAUACCUGGGAGCCAUGGCAGGACUUCAGUCCUGCCCCACUCACUACCCCUGCCCCAGAUGUUUCAUCUCCUUGUUCUGCAUCUUUGGCAACUUGGAUGUGACUCCAGGUUGGACGUCAGAAAUAAACUGAGAAUUUGAACUACACAA